CCCGACUUCUUUACCGUAAAAGGUACGAUUAUAUUCAUUCGAAGUGAGAACUUCUGCUAUCCUGCGUGCCCUGUGGAUAGCAAAAAAGUCACUGAAGAGAGUGACAAGACUUGGCGAUGCGAAAAAUGUUCGAAAUCAUACGAUUCGCCAGAUUACAGAUAUAUCCUAAGCAUUGGUAUAGCUGAUCAUACGGGACAAGCGUGGUUACAGGCGUUUAAUGAUGUUGGAAUUCAAAUAAUGGGCAAAACGGCUACUGAAUUGCAUACGCGUAAGGUCGAGAACGAGACUUUGUUUUCAGCUGCAAUGAUGGAGGCCAAUUUUAAGACCUAUAUUUUCAGAUGUCGUGCAAAGAUGGAAAACUUCCAAGAUACAACGAAAGUUCGUUAUACUAUUUAUACUGCUAGCCCAAUCGAUUGUGUAGCUGAAUGUCAAAGAUUGAUUG
This is a messenger RNA of Paraglomus occultum, 442 nucleotides long. The record is from the annotation of a GenBank genome assembly. NCBI's taxonomy places the organism in Eukaryota, Fungi, Glomeromycota, Glomeromycetes, Paraglomerales, Paraglomeraceae.